Messenger RNA from Mastomys coucha (southern multimammate mouse), 773 nucleotides. Its product is annotated as axin interactor, dorsalization-associated protein-like. Gene Ontology annotation, biological process: determination of ventral identity. Gene Ontology annotation, cellular component: membrane. Gene Ontology annotation, molecular function: phosphatidylinositol binding. NCBI's taxonomy places the organism in Eukaryota, Metazoa, Chordata, Mammalia, Rodentia, Muridae. The annotation marks the transcript as partial. The record is from RefSeq and is a predicted model, not a curated record. The transcript has a single exon.
CCUCGGCGGGUGGCGGCGGCGGCGGCGGUGUCCUUAGCGGUUCCUCCCGGCCCUGUUAAUGUCAGGGCCAAGCCCGGGGAGGAUGGCGCCCUAGAGCCUAGCCUUGCUGGGGUAGGGGCGGGAGGGGGCCGGGGCGGGGACCGGCCAUGUCGGAGGUGACCAGGAGUCUGCUGCAGCGCUGGGGCGCCAGUCUCAGGAGAGGCACCGACUUUGACUCUUGGGGCCAGCUGGUGGAGGCGAUAGACGAGUAUCAGAUAUUAGCAAGACACUUACAGUAGGAGGCCCAAGCUCAACACAAUAAUUCUGAAUUCACAGAAGAACAAAAGAAAACCAUAGGCAAAAUUGCAACAUGUUUGGAAUUGCGAAGUGCAGCAUUACAGUCCACACAGUCCCAAGAAGAGUUUAAACUGGAGGACCUGAAGAAGCUAGAACCAAUCCUGAAGAAUAUUCUUACAUAUAAUAAAGAAUUUCCAUUUGAUGUUCAGCCUAUCCCAUUAAGACAGAUUUUAGCACCUGGUGAAGAAGAGAAUCUGGAAUUUGAAGAAGAUGAAGAAGGUGGUGCUGGAGCACCUCCUGAUUCUUUCUCUGCAAGAGUCCCUGGUACUUUAUUGCCACGCUUGCCGUCAGAGCCAGGGAUGACGUUACUUACCAUCAGGAUUGAGAAAAUUGGUUUGAAAGACGAGGGGCAGUGCAUUGAUCCCUACAUCACAGUGAGCGUGAAAGAUUUGAAUGGCAUAGAUUUAACUCCCGUACAAGAUACUCCUGUGGCUUCA